This is a messenger RNA of Pelobates fuscus (common spadefoot toad), 1117 nucleotides long. RefSeq names its product myosin light chain 2 (gene MYL2). Gene Ontology annotation, biological process: muscle cell fate specification; cardiac muscle contraction; heart development. Gene Ontology annotation, cellular component: cytoplasm; myofibril. The record is from RefSeq and is a predicted model, not a curated record. Lineage: Eukaryota; Metazoa; Chordata; Amphibia; Anura; Pelobatidae. The transcript has 7 exons. Bases 106 to 609 code for a protein of 167 amino acids. Gene Ontology annotation, molecular function: calcium ion binding.
UUAUUUAUAACUGGUUUGGGGGGUAUUUAUUGUCUGGCCGAGCAGUGCCCUGGGAUCUGGCCUUGGAAUUUCACUGUCUUUAACAUCACACAAAGCAACUCAACAAUGUCUCCCAAGAAAGCCAAGAAGAGAGCAGAAGGUGCAAACUCCAAUGUAUUCUCCAUGUUUGAGCAAACACAGAUCCAGGAGUUCAAGGAGGCAUUUACCAUUAUGGAUCAGAACAGAGAUGGAUUCAUUGACAAGAACGAUCUCAGAGACACCUUUGCCGCAUUAGGUCGCUUGAAUGUGAAAAAUGAGGAACUGGACGAGAUGUUAAAUGAAGCUUCAGGACCAAUUAACUUUACUGUAUUUCUGACAAUGUUUGGUGAGAAGUUGAAAGGAGCUGAUCCAGAAGAAACCAUAUUAAAUGCUUUCAAAGUGUUUGAUCCUGAAGGUAGUGGACUUCUAAAAUCAGAUUACAUUAGAGAAAUGCUUAUGACUCAAGCAGAAAGAUUUACAAAGGAAGAGGUUGAUCAGAUGUUUACAGCUUUUCCACCCGAUGUUACUGGAAAUUUAAACUACAAAAACCUUGUGCACAUCAUUACCCAUGGUGAAGAGAAAGAAGAAUGAGGUCAACAUAGCAUCACCUUGGUCUUGACUUUGUUCUGGACAAUAAUUAUCUCUCUGCCUUUUUUGUAGUCUUGUUUUCCCUGACUAGAGAAAGAUACAUCACAGCCGCUAAUAUUUGAAGGGACACUUUAAGCACCAUAACUACUACAGGUUUAUUGGAGUAAUUUUUUGUGCAAGAGUUUUGUCUUUGGCUACAGUCUCUCUAGUAUAUCUGUACAAUACUGAAAGGUACUAAUAAAAGGCUGUGAGGUAAGCUGCAUCCAACACUCACAGCCUAUCACUGCUGUCCAAACCUGGGCAGAUUAUGCAAAAACUAAUUUAUGCAUUAACUCAGGGGUUAGCUUUUGGUUAGAAAUGAAAUCCAAAGACAGUUUGACAAAAAAUGAAGGGACUCAAUCCAAAGCUGUCUUGUACCAUACCUAUCAAAAUGUAGUUUAGUGCUAAUUGUGCUUAUAGUUCUCCUUUCAUGUGAUCACGUCAUGUAAAAUAAAACAUUUUCUAUAUCUGA